Messenger RNA from Closterium sp. Naga37s-1, 1482 nucleotides. NCBI's taxonomy places the organism in Eukaryota, Viridiplantae, Streptophyta, Zygnematophyceae, Desmidiales, Closteriaceae. The record is from the annotation of a GenBank genome assembly.
AUGCUCGUCGCCCGUGACCCUCAGCUUGAUGAAGUUCAGCAGGGGCUUGUUCGAGGGGCAUUGUCGGAGGCGAUGUGGGAGGUGCUCCACCUGCCGCUACAACCAGAAGAUGUUGAGCUUGAUGAUGGUCCUGGCGCCUUGGCUUUCCGCAGGGUAGCCACGACGGGUGAAGAGUCGCCGCUGGAUCUUGUCCCUGCGAUCGCGUCUUUGCUCCAGUGGGUUGGGAGGCGGUAUGCACCCAACUUUAUGGUUCCAGCCUUUCUUUCUUGUCACUCCGAAGGCGGCGGGCGCGGGCGACGGGCGGCGGUGUGCGAGGGCGCGGGCGCGGGCGACGGGCGGCGGGCGGUGGAGGGCGCGGGCGCGGGCGACGGGCGGCGGGCGGCGGCGGGCGCGGGCGCGGGCGACGGGCGGCGGGCGGCGGCGGGCGCGGGCGCGGGCGACGGGCGGCGGGCGGCGGCGGGCGCGGGCGCGGGCGACGGGCGGCGGGCGGCGGCGGGCGCGGGCGAGGGCGACGGGCGGCGGGCGGCGGCGGGCGCGGGCGCGGGCGCGGGCGGCGGGCGGCGGCGGGCGCGGGCGCGGGCGGCGGGCGGCGGCGGGCGCGGGCGCGGGCGGCGAGCGGCGGGCGGCGGCGGGCGCGGGCGCGGGCGGCGGGCGGCGGCGGGCGCGGGCGCGGGCGGAGGGCGGCGGCGGGCGCGGGCGCCGGGCGGCGGCGGGCGCGGGCGCGGUCGACGGGCGGCGGCGGGCGCGGGCGCGGGCGACGGGCGACGGGCGGCAGCGGGCGCGGGAGCGGGCGCGGGCCACGGGCGGCGGCGGGCGCGGGCGCGGGCGACGGGCGGCGGCGGGCGCAGGCACGGGCGACUGACGACGGGCGGCGGCGGGCGCGGGCGACGGGCGGCGGCGGGUGCGGGCGUGGGCGCGGGCGACGGGCGGCGGCGGGCGCGGGCGACGGGCGGCGGCGGGCGCGGGCGCCGGGCGGCGGCGGGCGCGGGCGCGGGCGACGGGCGGCGGCGGGCGGCGGGCGCGGGCGGCGGGCGACGGGCGGCGGCGGGUGCGGGCGACGGGUGGAUGGGGGCGGCGGGCGCGGGCGACGGGCGACGGGUGGCGGCGGGCGGCGGCGGGCGCGGGCGACGGGCGGAUGGGGGCGGCGGGCGCGGGCGACGGGCGACGGGCGGCGGCGGGCGCGGGCGCGGGCGUGGGCGACGGGCGGUGGCGGGCGCGGGCGCCGGGCGACGGGCGGCGGCGGGCGCGGGCGCGGGCGACGGGCGGCGGCGGGCGCGGGCGACGGGCGGCGGCGGGCGACGGCGGGCGGCGGUGGGUGGCGGCGGGCGCGGGCGGCGUGCGACGGGCGGCGGCGGGGGCGGGCGCGGGCGACGGGCGGAUGGGGGCGGCGGGCGCGGGCGACGGGCGGAUGGGGGCGGCGGGCGCGGGCGCGACCAGAUGGGGGGGGGCGGACGCGACUCGGGUGAUCUUCGGUUCACUUAG